Messenger RNA from Zychaea mexicana, 2958 nucleotides. RefSeq lists its product as uncharacterized. Gene Ontology annotation, biological process: regulation of transcription by RNA polymerase II. Bases 1 to 2958 code for a protein of 985 amino acids. The record is from RefSeq and is a predicted model, not a curated record. The transcript has 5 exons. Gene Ontology annotation, cellular component: nucleus. Lineage: Eukaryota; Fungi; Mucoromycota; Mucoromycetes; Mucorales; Lichtheimiaceae. Gene Ontology annotation, molecular function: RNA polymerase II cis-regulatory region sequence-specific DNA binding; DNA-binding transcription repressor activity, RNA polymerase II-specific; protein binding.
AUGUUUGGAGGAGGAAAACGAACCAGUGGUCAACAAAAGCAACAGUUCGACUUUGCUGAUUUGGACGAUUUACUCAACGGGCCAUUGCCAGAACAAAGCCAUGACGACGGGGACGACACGGAUUUAAAUGACCCUGAACUUUUGCGACAACUGCAAGAGUUGACGUCGUCGUCGCCGAGCGGAAGUAACAGUGCUCAAAAAGCAAAAGCAGCUGCGCAGAAAGCUAAGGUCGUUGCCGAGCAAAAACAACGUCGGCGUCAAAUCGAGGAGCAGAAAAAGCAAAGUGGCGAUAUAGAAAAUUUGGACCUCGAUAGCUAUGCAGCGCUUGCUCAGGGCAACGACGAUGACCCGGAUGUCGAGUUGAACGAGGAUGACCUUAAUGAUCCAACGUUACUUAAAGAGCUAUCGGUAUUAAGUAAAGACAGUGGCGGGCAAGGGCCGUCUGUGGAUGACGACCAUGUUAUGGAGCAGCAAAAACAAGCUCCCAGCGAAUCGGCAUCGCAGCUAAUGAGUAUGGGAUUUUCACAGCAGCAAGCAGAGGAAGCGCUUGACAAGUACGACGGGAAUAUUGAACGCGCUACAAAUCAUCUAUUGGACGCGCCAGCACCAGAACCAGCGCAGGAUGCAGAGCCUGUCAAGAAAGCGGCACCUGUGCGAGAUAUGGAACCAAUGCAAGCCAUGGAAUCAGCAAAAGUGAAAUCUAGCAGCAAUACUGCGACGACGCUUGAAACCGUACAGGAUGAAGAUGAUGACAUGGAUUUGCAGCCGCAACCUGUAGAAGAACAGGAGCCGGAUAUUGAGGAGCUACAAAGACAAUCAAAGCAAUAUCAGCAACAAGCAUUGGCUGCUAAACGUCAAGGUGACAAAAAGAAAGCUGUCGAACUCUUACGGAAGUCCAAAGCACUGGCACAGAAAUAUAGCGAAUUAUCAGAGAUUCAACAAGCAAUGGAGCCACACAAAGCUGAAGAUCCGAUGGAAGACGUACAACGCACACCGCCACUAGCCUCAGAAGAAGGUACCAAACAAGACGACAUUAAAAUAAAUGAUGAUGAACUUACAACAAGCCAACCGGUCGCCACAGAUACCAAAGCCAUUUCUUCAACGUCGCCCUUCUCUUCGCCAUCGUCAUCCCCGUCACCUUCCCCUUCAUCACAACAACCAGCAGCAGCAGUACAGAUCAAGUCAGCGGUCGAUGCACGACAGCUGCUACAAGAAAUCGUACAGCUACAAAAGGAGCACAAGGAAGCUGCACACCAUUACAAGGAUUUGGGUAAUCUGGCAGCUGCUAAAGAAAUGGUUAAAGUAUCCAAGGAACUACUACGUGUGGGAAUUCAGGUUAAGAACGGAGAAGCGACCGACAUGGAUAACAUUCGACGUAAACUACCAUCCAAGCCGAACAUGACGUUGGGUGACGGAAAGAUCCGACAAAUCCAACAAGUCGAAACAGCGGGGCCAGCAGCAACAGUGGAGCACUUGGAAUCGCAAUUAACAUACCAAAUCGACGUGUGUCACAACCUUGCUGUUCAAACAUCAGCGUCAGCAUCGUCGAAUGCCAAUACUGCCAAACGCCAGGCUCGUAAGACCUUAUCAGGAAGCAAUCAAGCGCAUUUCCAACAACUCGAGCAGGCAUUUACUGCCGAUCUGGUUUCGUUGCGCUCACGACGCGAUCAGAAUCAAAAGACAACUCCGCAUCUGCACUAUGAACAGGUCGAAUAUUCGUACAAGAAUAUAUUGGAUCAUAUACCUUCGAAUCAGAUGGAGCUGCGGAUAGUACGUGGCAUCGGGCUGCAGUCGUUGGAUAUCGCGGCUGAAGUGGAACCCUAUGUUACUUGGGAUCUUGGCGGCUGGCCACCAGAGAAUGCCGCUCAGGCUGCGCUAAAUAAAGGCGAAACUACUGUGAAAAAAAGCAGCAGUCCAGGUCACUUGAACAUUGACAACAACAAAACGAUCUGUGGUUUUUUGCUAAUGUUGAGUGUAAUAUUAGAGUUUGACGUUACUGUACAAAUCCCUAUCGUACGAAACCGUGCCUUUUUCCGCUAUGUCCAGAGAAGACGACUAACACUUGAAGUGUUUCAUAACCGAUACUCGUAUGGAUUGUUCCGACGACCUCUUUCUUUGGGUAAAAUAUUGAUUCCAAUGGAUCAACUUUUGAAUAAGGCAUCCAUCUCGGGUAUCUUUGACCUGAUCGAUGGAAGCCGGCGGAAAACAGGCGGGAAAUUGGAAGUACAAGUCAAUUUGCGAGAACCUCUCACCGGCGAGGAUAUUGUCAGACGCUCGGAACGAUGGCUGGUCAUUGACGAGUUUGGCAAGAACACUGGUGAAAUUUUAGCAGCUGCUGGGUUGGGCUCAGGAACCCAUAUGACGAUAUCAUCGCCAAGCAAAACGAACCCCGAAUCAGCACCUAGCACUGCUUCUGGUGCUGCUUCUGGCACCGCCACCCCAAGUACCCCUACAACCACCACCAACGCUGGUACUAGCAGCCCUCUAUCGUCCAUUGGCAAGAAUCCCUCGCCAUCUAACCCUGUGUCACCACCUGCAGCUGAAUCCAAGGAGAAUAAAGAAUUAGAGGAAGCCGAAGAAGAAUUGAACAGCUCGGACAGUAUCAUAUCCAACAUGGUGCUGGAUUAUGAGAUCAACAUUGCGAACAACGCCUUGUCGUCGGGCAAACAGGUAGACGCAGCUACCAAGGAGGAACUGAUGGAUAGGAAGCAGGCCCUGGAAAUCAAGAUGAAUAUGCUGGUGAUCCAGGUACAGACGGGCGUGUUGGAUAUGGGCAUGUACCUGUCGAAUGUACGUAAGCGAAUGGAGCGAGAUCGACAGCUUGCACUGGUAUUCAAGAAGCAUCACCGGCUGGACUUGGCCAAGGUAGCGCUGGCACGUAAAAAGAUCAUGCAAGACGAGAUAGAUGAAGCCACAGCAGCGAUGGCUGAACAGCAGGCUAGUGAGGAAGCAGGCUAA